Messenger RNA from Quercus robur (English oak), 1656 nucleotides. RefSeq lists its product as uncharacterized. The record is from RefSeq and is a predicted model, not a curated record. Lineage: Eukaryota; Viridiplantae; Streptophyta; Magnoliopsida; Fagales; Fagaceae. The transcript has 4 exons. The coding region runs from base 1 to 1656 and encodes 551 amino acids.
AUGAGAAAUGUUGUACUGAAGAAGGAGAUGAAGUUCCCUAAUGCAAAGGUGUUCAGAGCUGCUUUGAGGGAAUAUACAAUCAAAAAACCUAUUGACAUCAAAUUCAAGUUUAAUGAGAGGACCAAGAUAUCAGUUCACUGCAAGAAUGGGUAUGGGUGGAGAUGUUAUGCAUCUCAAAUAAGUGGAGAGCUAACAUUUCAAAUUAAGACAUUGAUUGAUGACUGUACUUGCCCCAAGUCUUUUAAAAACAGCCAAGCAACAUCAGCUUAUGUUGCUAAGAGGUUCAUUGAGGAUUUUAGCAAAAAUCCAAAUUGGGAGGUGAGUGGUGUACACAACCAUGUGAUGCAAAAUUUAUCUGUUGACCUAAGUAUAAACCAAGUGUAUAGGUUAAAGAGAAAGGCAAAGAAUUUGAUAAAUGGAGAUGAGCAACUGCAAUAUGGUGUCCUUAGGGACUAUGCACAAAUGAUAACCACUGUAGACAAGGGGAGUAGGGUUAUACUGCAGAUAGAAAUGGCUGAUGAGACUUCCCAGCCAAAAUUUAAGAAGAUGUAUGUUAGGUUCAAUGCUCAGAAGGUAGGAUUUUUAGGUGGAUGCAAGCCAUUUAUAGGUUUAGAUGGUUGUCAUAUAAAGCACAGAUUUGGUGGGCAAAUCUUAUCUGCCACUGCCAAUGAUGCAAAUGACAACAUUUUUCCAAUAGCCAUGGUUGUUGUGGAACAAAAAACUAGAGAGUCUUGGAUAUGGUUUUUGGAAAUUUUUGCUGAUGAUAUAGGGAGGCCAGAAGAGUUUCAGUUGGUCUUCAUUUCUGAUAGGCAAAAGGGGCUUAUACUUACAAUAGAGACACUGUUCCCUACUGUGGAGCAUAGAUACUGUGUGAAACACAUCUACAAUAAUUUCAAAAUUGAUCACAAGAGAUUGGAGCUGAAGGAUGCAUUGUGGAGGUGUGCUGCUGCCACAACAGUAAGGGAGUUUGAGAGAUGCAUGCAGUACAUAAGGGAUUUUGAUGAAAAGGCAUAUGAGUAUCUUGCAAACAUUGCACCUGCACAGUGGACAAGGUCACACUUUACUCCCAGGGCCUUAACAGAUUGUUUGGUAAAUAAUUUGAGUGGGUCUUUUAAUGCAAUGAUAUUGAAGUCUAGGGACAAGCCUAUCUUUGCAAUGUUGGAGUGGAUUAGGGUUAGACUUAUGACUAGGUUUUACACAAAAAGGAAAGGGAUACAGAAGUAUGCUGGAAAGUUGUAUCCAAGCAUACAAGAUAGGUUGGAGAAAUUGAAGGUUGAAAGUCAGUCAUUUAGUGCUACCCCAGCUGGCAGUUUCCUUUAUGAGGCAAGGGGAGGGGUGCCUGCACCUAGAUCUGCACCUCAGCCUGCACCCCAGCCAUCAUACCAGCAACCUACCCAGACCUACAACAUAAUGUCUGCCACUCAGCCUUCAUCCUCACAGCAAGGAAAUCAACCUAGGCCAUCUCACAGGAGAGCAGGAUGGUUCUCUUCCUCACAACUAGAGUUUCACACACCUAGGGAGACUUGGGAUACCUUACCAAGUUCUUCACAGCCUUCACAUGCAAAUAGGAGUACUGGUGGUGAGAGGACUAGAGGACAGCUUGCUGCACAAAGGCCACCAAAAAUGAAUUCAGUGGGUGGAAAGAGGAAAGAGUAA